This is a messenger RNA of Solea senegalensis (Senegalese sole), 4260 nucleotides long. RefSeq names its product ATPase phospholipid transporting 8B5b (gene atp8b5b). Gene Ontology annotation, molecular function: magnesium ion binding; ATP binding; ATP hydrolysis activity. The record is from RefSeq and is a predicted model, not a curated record. Gene Ontology annotation, cellular component: plasma membrane. Bases 369 to 3959 code for a protein of 1196 amino acids. The transcript is spliced from 28 exons. Gene Ontology annotation, biological process: phospholipid translocation; Golgi organization. Lineage: Eukaryota; Metazoa; Chordata; Actinopteri; Pleuronectiformes; Soleidae.
ACUGCACUGUUGUUUGUUCAAGGCCUGAAACAGAGAGACGCAGCACUUCCUGCCUGGCUUCCUGCGUGAACCUGAAACCUCUGCGUCGAGGUGCACCCUCUGUCACCGCUGCACCUCCUCACCUGGACGUCUUUCAUCCAGUUUGAAACCUCGUCCUCUGUGUGGGUCAGGGCUGGUGCCUGGAGUGGAGCAGAGCGGAGGACCCAGACCGACCACGGCCUGGAUUUCCCUGACAUUUGCAGCAGUUUUCUUUCUCUUCUGAGCCUCAUGUGUGACCAGGACUUAAAGGACACAGAAAAUCACAUUAUUGUCAGAGGUUUACACAGGCUGUUUCUCCGAGUGUGAGAUAUGGACAACCGGAGCUGAAGAUGGGAUCACUAGUGUCGUACGUGGGCCGGCUGUUUGGACACGAGUCUCAGGAAGAGACCGAGAGACACUUGAGAGCUAACGACAGACCUUUCAACCUGUCCUACCGCUAUGCAAACAAUGCCAUCAAGACGUCCAAAUACAACCUCUUCACGUUCCUGCCUCUGAACCUCUUUGAGCAGUUCAGCAGACUCGCCAAUGCCUACUUCCUCUUCCUCAUGGUGCUACAGGUUAUCCCACAAGUCUCCUCUCUGUCCUGGUUCACCACGGCCGUCCCUCUCAUCCUCGUGUUGUCCAUGACAGCAGUCAAAGACGCCGCCGACGACAUUAACAGACACAGAUGUGACAAGCAGGUGAACAACCGUCUCGUGGACGUCCUCAUCGACGGAGAACUGAAGACUGAGAAAUGGAUGAACGUUCAGGUGGGAGACAUCAUCAAACUGGAGAAUGAUCAGUUUGUGACAGCAGAUCUGCUGCUGUUGUCCAGCAGUGAACCUCUCAAUCUGGUGUACGUAGAAACAGCGGAAUUAGACGGUGAAACCAAUCUGAAGGUGAAGCAGGCCCUGACUGUCACUGGAGAGAUGGGAGACAACAUUGAUACACUGGCUCCAUUCAACGGUGAGGUGCGGUGUGAGCCUCCCAACAACCGUCUGGACAAGUUCAAAGGUACGCUGACUCUGGAUGGACAGGUCUACGCCCUGGACAACGACAAGGUGCUGCUCAGAGGAUGCACGCUGAGGAACACGGAGUGGUGCUUCGGUCUGGUGAUCUUUGGAGGUCCUGACACCAAACUGAUGCAGAACAGCGGGAAGACGACGUUCAAACGGACGAGCAUUGACCACCUGAUGAACGUGCUGGUGUUGUGUAUCUUUGGUUUCCUUGUGUCCAUGUGCACGUUCAUGGCCGUCGCUAAUUCUCUGUGGGAGACGAGUGACGGUGAGGUGUUCACCGCCUUCCUCCCCCGUGAAGACGGAAUCAACGCUCCGCUCUCCUCCUUCCUCAGCUUCUGGUCGUACGUCAUCGUGCUCAACACAGUGGUGCCCAUUUCCCUCUACGUCAGCGUGGAGAUCAUCCGCCUGGGAAACAGCUUCUUCAUCGACUGGGACAGGAAGAUGUAUUACCCCAAGAGCGACACUCCAGCCCAGGCGAGGACCACGACGCUCAAUGAGGAGCUCGGACAGAUCAAGUACAUCUUCAGCGACAAGACCGGCACGCUGACGCAGAACAUCAUGACCUUCAACAAGUGCUCCAUCAAUGGGAAAUGUUAUGGGGAGCUGUUUGACUUUUCUGGACAUCGGGUGGAAAUAACAGAGAAGACAGAGAAAGUGGACUUCUCCUGGAACCGGCUCGCCGACCUCAAGUUCUCCUUCCAUGACCACAGCCUGGUGGAGACGGUGAGGGAGGGAAAUGCCGCGGCUCAGGCCUUUUUCCGCCUGCUGGCUCUGUGCCACACCGUCAUGCCCGAGGAAAAGAAAGAGGGUGAGCUCAACUAUCAAGCACAGUCUCCUGACGAGGGCGCUCUAGUCACCGCGGCGAGAAACUUCGGGUUUGUGUUCCGCUCACGUACACCAGAAACCAUCACGGUCGUAGAGAUGGACAAACAAGUCGUCUACGAACUUCUGGCUGUUCUUGACUUCAACAACGUGCGAAAGAGGAUGUCGGUCAUCGUGCGGAGCCCUGAGGGCAAGUUGACUCUCUACUGCAAAGGAGCGGACACCAUCAUCUACGAAAGGCUGGACCCGUCCUGUAACAAACUGAUGAACGUCACGACAGGACACCUCAACGAAUACGCAGGCGAUGGCCUCCGCACAUUGGUUCUGGCUUACAAGGACUUGGACGAGGACUACAUGGAGGACUGGAAAAAGCGGCACUAUGAGGCCUGUAUCGCCAUGGAUGACCGAGAAGAAAGACUUGAUGAACUUUAUGAAGAGAUAGAGAAAGACCUUCAGCUCCUGGGAGCGACGGCCGUGGAGGACAAGCUGCAGGACGGCGUGCCACAGACCAUAGAGCAACUGGCUAAAGCUGACAUCAAAAUCUGGGUGUUGACUGGAGACAAGCAAGAGACGGCGGAGAACAUCGGCUACUCCUGCAACAUGCUGAGGGAGGAGAUGAAGGGGAUUUUCAUUGUUAACGCUAACACAGCUGAAGGAGUCAAAGAGGAGCUAGAGAACGCGAGAAGGACAAUGUGUCCGGACUCGCCGGUGGAGCCUAAUGUGAUCAGAAGUCGUGCAGGGCUGUUUUGGACUCAGAAAACUGUGAAUGUGCCGGAUGAGAAGGUGGAUGGAGAUUAUGGCCUAGUUAUUAAUGGACACAGUCUGGCUUUUGCGCUGGAGAAGAACCUGCAGCUGGAGCUGCUGAGGACGGCGUGCAUGUGUCAGACGGUGAUUUGCUGCAGGGUCACUCCUCUGCAGAAGGCCCAGGUGGUUCAACUGGUCAAGAAAUACAAGCAGGCUGUCACUCUCGCCAUCGGGGACGGAGCCAACGAUGUCAGCAUGAUCAAGGCUGCUCACAUCGGUGUGGGCAUCAGCGGGCAGGAGGGCAUGCAGGCCGUCCUCUCCAGUGACUUCUCUUUUGCCCAGUUCCGGUACCUCCAGCGCCUCCUGCUGGUUCACGGUCGCUGGUCCUACCUACGCAUGUGCAAGUUCCUACGAUAUUUCUUUUACAAGAACUUCACCUUUACCUUGGUGCACUUCUGGUAUGCCUUCUUCUGCGGCUUUUCUGCACAGACUGUGUAUGACGAGUGGUUCAUCACCUUGUACAACCUUAUUUACACGGCUCUGCCCAUCCUUGGUAUGGGUAUCUUUGACCAGGACGUGAACGACCGAUGGAGUUUCCAGUAUCCUCAGCUCUACUCUCCAGGCCAGCUAAACCUCUACUUCAGUAAGAAAGCUUUUGUUCGCUGUGUGAUGCACAGCUGCUACAGCUCCCUCAUCCUCUUCUUCAUCCCGUGGGCCGCCAUACAGGACACGGUCCGUGACGACGGCAAGGACAUUGCUGACUAUCAGUCAUUCGCUCUGCUGGCGCAGACUUGUCUGCUUGUUGUGGUGAACAUACAGAUAUGUCUGGACACCCACUACUGGACAGCAGUGAAUCAGUUCUUUGUGUGGGGCAGCCUGGCAGCCUACUUCGCCGUCACAUUCACCAUGUACAGCAAUGGCAUGUUCUUCAUCUUCACCUCCUCCUUCCCGUUCAUAGGCACCGCAAGAAAUUCUCUGAGCCAACCUAACAUGUGGCUGACCAUAUUCCUGACUGCCCUCCUCUGCACUCUGCCUGUGGUGGCGUUCCGCUUCAUCCUCAUUCAGCUUCGACCCACCAUCAAUGACAAGGUGAGGAGUAAAUUUAGAAAGGAGGUGUUGCCAGCUGCAAAGCCUCGACGUCCACCCAUGAGGCGAAUCAGCACCCGCUCCGGAUACGCUUUCUCCCACUCACAGGGCUACGGUGACCUGGUGACAUCGAAAAGGUUCCUGCUGACACGACCGCUGAAGAGUCGCCCGAUCCUGUUUGUGAAGACAGACUCUGCUCUGGCCGAGAAUCGUCCUCAGCACUACCGCACCAUCAGGGAGGAGCAGGAGGAGGUGCACAGAGGUCCUUAGAUGAACUCAAGUACAUACUGAGUUUUUAUUUUGGUAACGCACACCAAUGUGAGGAUGCACAGGGUAAAUAUCACUUCCUGGAUCGUUUCCAGGUCAAACUUUAUGUUAAACUGAGUUUGUUCCCAGGAUAACACUUUACGUAACAGCUUAGUAUUAACAAUGGUAAUAAGGAGAUAAUAUUACAGUAAUACUUCUAAAGUAAUAUUCAGGUAAUGAGAAUUAUGAUAUUUUCAAUUCAAUUCAAUUUUAUUUGUAUAGCGCCAAAUCAUAACAUACAUUAUCUCAAGGCACUGUACAUAGA